AUGAAUGGCAAGUUGGUCAACCAAAACGAUGAAAUUGCACCAGAUGGGAGCCAAGUUUUUAGGAUGUUUGUUCAUAUGAUCAGAGCCAGGAAGAUUUUAUUAAUUGGCAAGCUUAAAGGUUACAGUAUCCUUGCUAUUGCAGAAGAAUUGCCAGAUGAUGGCAAAAUCUUUGCAUGUGCAGAAGUGCCCUAUCUUGGAGUGAACAGCCAAGAAGCAUUUGAUUAUUCUUCAGAUGGUAAAAAGAUUAGCAUGCGAGUGGGACCAAUAGCAGACGCUUUGGAGGCAUUACAUGCUGAGGAUGAGCACUUUGAUAUAGUUUUUAUUGAUGCUGAUCAAAGGAACGCUGUUAACUACUACAGCUUUGUCAUGGAUAACCACUUGCUGCGAAUGGAUGGAGUGAUCUGUGUAGAGAAUACACUCAUGAAAGGACAAGUCUACCUGGAGAACACAUCUGAUGAAAAUGUACUGGCUAUCAGAAAAUUAAAUACAGUGAUUAAUUCAGAUCCUCGUGUUCAGCAGGUUAUUUUACCUGUGCAAAGUGGACUGAGCAUCAUUCGAAGGAGCCCUGCACCUCCAGAUGCAGUGAUUGAAUCAAAGAAAGUGGUGAAGGAUGAUGUCUUCUGGGGUUAUAACAGGCGUCGCAUCCUCGAUCGGCUGCGGCUGGAUGGGAAGGUGGCCUACGUAACAGGUGGAGGUCAAGGAAUUGGAAGAGCCUUUGCACAUGCAUUGGGGGAAGCUGGUGCUAAAGUAGUCGUCGUGGAUCUGGUCCUUGCAAAGGCAGAAGCGGUCGCAUAUGAGCUGAGCCUUAAAGGCAUUAAAAGCAUUGCCCUUGCAGCAGAUGUAAGCAAACCUGAGGAUGUGCAGAGGGUUGUAGAUACGAUCGUAGCUCGCUGGGGCACAAUCCACAUCGCGUGCAACAACGCGGGAAUCAAUAUGAAUUCUGCAAGCGAAGAUACUUCACUAGAGGAAUGGGACAAAACUUUCAAUGUUAAUUUACGAGGAUUAUUUUUGUGCUGCCAAGCUGCAGGCCGCAUUAUGCUGAAUCAAGGAUAUGGGAAGAUAAUUAACACAGCAUCUAUGGCAAGUUUAAUAGUUCCGCACCCACAGAAGCAGUUAGCGUACAACGCCUCCAAAGCCGGGGUCGUAAAAUUAACACAGACGUUAGGAACCGAAUGGAUUGACAGAGGAGUAAAAGUCAACUGCAUUUCCCCGGGGAUCGUAGACACGCCGCUCAUCCGGUCCAAGGACCUGGAGCCGCUGGUGCGGCGCUGGCUGGCGGACAUCCCCGCUGGGCGCCUGGCCCAGGCCACCGACCUGCAGGCUGCCGUCGUCUACCUGGCCGCCGAAGCCUCCGACUACAUGACGGGCCACAACCUGGUCAUCGAGGGUGGGCAGAGCCUGUGGUGAGAGCCAUCUCCACGCUUUUCUCCUCCGGGGCGUCUCUGAAACCUUUGAGGCUUUAGGGGGUAGGUAGGAAAAGCUCUCAGUCCCCAACCCGAAUUGCUUUAGCUUCUCCCCAAAAUGUCCGGCAUUUCACGGCAUGGCGACUUCUAUCUGCCAUAUAUAUAAAAAGGUACCAUUGCAUAAUUCACUUCAUAAAGUAUAUAAUAGAGUUUCUAUGAGUUUCUAUAUACCAAUUUGGGCCCAUGUGGAUAAACGGCCGGCUAAUAUGAAAUGGUUGUUUUCUUCUUUCAGAUGUUGCUUUGGAGACUCAUAUAAGGCAGAAAAAAAAAAAGGCAAUCCUUCAUUUAAAACAUUUUGAUGUUUUUCACUAGGCAUUCAGAUUUCUAUUAAAUUACUAUUUAAUGAUAUAAAGGCACAUUUGCUGCAGUAAGAUUUGGCUAUUAUUUAGUUUAAUGGGGGGCAUUUUAAAGCAAUGAAUAUUAGCCGGUCUGCGUAGUGUAUUGUUCUUAGGCUAUUUUUUUAAUUCAAGUUGUUUCAGUGACAUCUGUGAGUGGUGAAAAACAGUUGAAUGUAGUGUUAAAAAAAAUAAAUUAGUUCAUUGCAUUUGAA
Messenger RNA from Dromaius novaehollandiae (emu), 2013 nucleotides. Its product is annotated as D-threitol dehydrogenase-like. NCBI's taxonomy places the organism in Eukaryota, Metazoa, Chordata, Aves, Casuariiformes, Dromaiidae. Gene Ontology annotation, molecular function: oxidoreductase activity, acting on the CH-OH group of donors, NAD or NADP as acceptor; O-methyltransferase activity. The record is from RefSeq and is a predicted model, not a curated record. The transcript is spliced from 9 exons. Bases 1 to 1407 code for a protein of 468 amino acids.